AUGAUCCUGGAUUUUUUUUACGUGUUCUUCACCGGCCCGUCCGGCAUCACCCUGAACGGCACCUUCGGGGGCAAUGCUGGAAAGUUUGCUCCGCCGGGCACUGCCAUUGUUUCCCAAGGCCUCUAUGUUCACCGUGGUCUUGGGAUCAUCGACGGCCUGAAGCCGAAUGCCGAGGAUGUGGAGUCGAUCUACUAUGCAGAUUGCCCCUUCUCCAACAUCAACUACCCCAACUACCCCAGCUACCCCAACCCCAACCCUUUGGGUGGCUCUGGGUCGGCAACCGUCUCCUACGCCAACUGCGUCGUGGGCAAUCAGAUUCUCGGCCGAGGCCGUGCAACGGGAACAACCAUUGCGGAUAACAGUGGCGAGAGCACAACUUACGUGAUUCAGAAUGCCGUUUUCUUCGAUGAUGAGUGGCCUGACGCACCGACGAGCUCCGGAAGAGUCACACCCCUAGUCUCGCAGCCUACGUUCCAUCGGGAGUUCCAGACCGAUAUUGUGGUCUUCGCUGAUGGGGUGCUUCCCGUGAGCAGGAGUCGAUCAGGUGCUGACAUUCUUCCGUACCUGUUCGCCCACCACUAUACGCAUGAAGCAGGCAUCAAGUUUCUUCGCCGCUGGACUUCGUUCAAGUUGGACAGCGAGAUAAGAGCGCUUCGCCGCAAAUUCCUUGUAGCCCUGCGGGACACAUUCGGCAUCGGCCUCGUGCAACCGGAUGACUGGAACGACACUCCUCUCCACGCUCAGAUCGACUUGGGCAGGGGAAACACUGUUGUUCCUUACGAGGUUAACCAUUUGAGCAACCAGCGAGCCUUGCUGAAGGUCCUUCCGGACAACAAUGUCGAACAGCCUGGACUGGAUUCCCGCCUGCACGAGGGUGGCUUCCGUCUCCUUGUGGGCAACUCUGGUAUAGACACUUCAGCUCAGCACUUGCCAUUCGGUAGCUUCAUUUUGCAAGGUGUUUACGUGAUCGAGAAUGGAUCCACGGGGAACAUUGAGAUUUCCUUCCGGUCAAAAUUUCCCAUGAUUACAGACCCUUGGAGUACAGUGACUGCUGUGCAAGAGCUUCACAAUCCGGCACUGGGUGAUGGAGAAGCACGCAUCACAAUCGCAGAGCCAUCUCCGACACCAAUGGGGCAGAAGAUCAACAUCAGAGGCAACUUCGGUUUCCGUGGACCUUGA
Messenger RNA from Symbiodinium natans, 1179 nucleotides. Lineage: Eukaryota; Dinophyceae; Suessiales; Symbiodiniaceae. The record is from the annotation of a GenBank genome assembly.